AUGAACCUCAAUCCCAAUAUUUCCUUUGUCCAAGGCCUCAAGGAGCCCCCUCUUUGGCUCAUAACUCUGGGCACAUUCAUCGAUGAGCAAGCUUCACACUUUGAAGACCGUCCAGCAGCCAUCUUCCCAUGGCAAUCCGUCCGUCUCUCGUACCGACAGCUAGCAGAUCGAAGCAAGAUUCUUGCGAAGGCUAUGCUGGAGAUGGGUUUACGGAAUGGGGACACUGUAGGAAUUAUGGCUGGGAAUUGCUACGAGUAUAUUGAGGUAUUUCUGGGCGGUGGCAGGAUUGGGUGUCCUGUUGUGGUUUUGAACAAUACCUAUACGCCCGAGGAGUUGGUGAAUGCUGUGAAUAGGAGUUCUUGCAAGUUGGUUUUCAUGGCUUCGAAUAUUGGGACUCGAAGCUUGUCCAAUCACAUCAAGAAUCUUCGCGGGGUACACUCGAAGCGCCUUACACUACCGGACCUACGCCGCGUGGUGAACUUUGGAACUAUGGGUAUAGAUGAAGCUGGGGUUGAAAUGCAGACCUACAGCACAUUUGUCUCUGGAGCCAAUUCGAUCUUUAUGACAGACUCGAUGCUCAAACGCGCAGAAAGCUCCGUGAGUCCCGAGAAUGUGUUAAAUUUACAGUUCACUUCUGGAACCACCGGCUCCCCGAAAGCUGCUAUGCUCACGCACGUAAACCUUUUGAACAACGGUAGAUUCGUGGGCGAUGCAAUGCAUCUUACCCCAGAGGAUGUCAUCUGCUGUCCACCUCCACUGUUCCACUGCUUCGGUCUCGUGUUAGGGUUCCUCUCCUCAUUCACACAUGGAAGCUCAAUCGUCUUCCCAUCUGACUUUUUCGACGUGAAAAAGGUCGUGGAUGCAGUAAUCAGCGAAGACGCAACAGUACUUUUGGGCGUUCCCACAAUGUACGUUUCAGAGCUAGAAGUGAUUUCCAAAACAGGACAGAAACCGCGUCGUCUAAGGACGGGUCUUGCAUCUGGCUCUGCUGUGUCACAAGGUUUAAUGCAUGAGUUGAGAGAGAAGAUGGGGGUUGAGAAGAUGUUGAUUGCGUAUGGAAUGACAGAGACGAGUCCGGUUACAUUCAUCACAUCUAUUGACGAUGAUGAUGUGAAAAGGACUACAACUGUCGGGAGAGUUCUUCCUCACACAGCCGCAAAGGUCGUUGAUAAUGAAGGGAGGAUUGUUGCUAGAGGUGAGAGGGGUGAGCUUUGUACUAGUGGGUUCGUUUUGCAGAAAGGGUACUGGGAAAACGAGGAAAAGACAAAAGAGGCUAUGAGGCGGGAUGAGAAUGGUGUUUUGUGGAUGCACACUGGUGAUGAAGCCUUUCUUGAUCAAGAUGGCUACGCACAUAUUACUGGUCGUAUCAAGGAUCUUAUCAUUCGAGGCGGAGAAAAUAUCUUCCCGCGUGAGAUCGAAGAACGACUCAUGUUUCAUCUAUCUAUAAGUGAGGCUAGCGUGGUUGGUAUUAAGGACGAGAAAUACGGGGAAGUCGUUGGCGCCUUUUUGAAGGUCGUUGAAGGAGUCCCUAGGAUUUCUGAUGAGGAGGUGAAACAGUGGGUGAGUGAGAAGCUAGGUCGACACAAAGCUCCUCAGUAUACCUUUUGGAUCGGGAAACAGGGUGUACGAGAAGAUUUCCCAAAAACCGGGAGUGGAAAACAUCAGAAGCACAUUAUGCGAGAUAUUGGAAACCGGUUGGUUGGACGUAGAAUUGUCAAGGCAAAGCUUUAG
Messenger RNA from Penicillium canescens, 1731 nucleotides. RefSeq lists its product as uncharacterized. The transcript is spliced from 5 exons. Lineage: Eukaryota; Fungi; Ascomycota; Eurotiomycetes; Eurotiales; Aspergillaceae. Gene Ontology annotation, biological process: fatty acid metabolic process. The coding region runs from base 1 to 1731 and encodes 576 amino acids. Gene Ontology annotation, molecular function: medium-chain fatty acid-CoA ligase activity. The record is from RefSeq and is a predicted model, not a curated record.